Miniopterus natalensis is the source of this 2367-nucleotide messenger RNA. NCBI's taxonomy places the organism in Eukaryota, Metazoa, Chordata, Mammalia, Chiroptera, Miniopteridae. The record is from RefSeq and is a predicted model, not a curated record.
AUGGAGCCUGUGCUGAACAUCUGCAGUGCGGGGAGCGGAUGUGCCCCUGAACCCUGGCGCCUCCACCACUCCUUUCACAGCACAGGCCUUUCCUGCGCCCAGUACUGGCCCUGCACACAGGCCAUCUUGGGAGCAGCAUCUGCAGUUACUCACGACCCUGUCGUUCCCUCCUGGCUGCCCCUCGGUGCUGCCGGCUUUGCCCAGGGCACCUCUGGUGGCAGGAGUUGCUGGUCAAGGCCCCAUUGGGACUGGGACUUACAACAUUGUGAGCCAGGUCAGGUCAGAAGAGGGGCGACCACAGACCCCCUGACUCAGACCACUAUCCUCACUCAUGCUCCCCUCAACGGAAGUACUCCAGGGGCCCUCUGUGGAGGUGCUGCAUGUCCUGCACCCCUCUUCUUGGAAGACUCUGUGGUGGAGAUGAUUAUGUCUGCCUCGGCUUUUGGGGGCACCCAGGCAAGCGAAGGAGGCUGGCGUCCCGGCCUUCCAGCUCAAGCUCCACCACCAGCUGCCCAGCUGGCCCCCAUCGUGACCUCGAUGAACCCUGGGGCACGGCCACAUGGGGCUUCCAGGGAAGGUGGCCUGGCCACCUCCCAGUCCAAGGCCUCGCCAGAUGACUCCUGCAACCCCAAGAGUGUGUACGUGAACUUCCGACGUUGGCAGUGCUUCAAGGCCCUGGCCCGGGAGCACCUUCCCCAGAGUCCUGAUGUGGAAGCUCUUUCCUGCUUUCUCAUCCCAGAGCUGCGGUCCCUGUCCCGCCUGAAGCCCACCAUGGCGCUGGAGGAGGGAAUGUGGCGGGCCGUGCACGCGUGGCAGGGCAAAAGCAACUUUGACAGGAGGAUCUAUCACGAGAUGGCAGACAAGUUCAUGGAGUUCGAGGCGCAGGAGGAAAUGCGGUUUCAGAAGUUGCAGUUAAAGAAGGGGGCGCAGGGACAGCCUCCUCCAGCCCCACCAAGGCCUGAUCCUCGGGGGCCCCGAGCCCCAGUGGUGGGCCCACAGCCAGGUACGCCAGCAGGAUCCCCCAGGACCCCUGGCCAAAGCAACAGGGGUCACAUGGCUUCAGCUCCCACUCCCAGGAAGGCUGCACCCACGGCCCAGCGAGCCCGCACACCCCAGUGGUCCCAGGAGACCGAGUCACCCAAUGGGAUCCCUCCCGCGGCCGUGCAGGAGUACAUGGACCUCAUGGACGAGCUGCUGGGGCUGGGCCACUCAGCCGCAGGGGAGCCAGGUGGAGAAUGGGAACAGGACAGAAAGGAGUCGCAGCAGGGAGAGGAUCUCCUGAGCUACCUGGACUGGUUGUGCUCCCAGGGAGACCUCAUGACCAAGGUGGAGGUGCUCGUUGACUCCCACCUCCAGGAACAACUGUUUUCCCCAGAAGCACAACAGGAGCUCUUGGCCCUAGCUGAGGAGUUGGAGCAGGAAGCAGGACUCACUCCUGCCCAGGUGAGCCAGGGGAUGGUGGUACCCCUGCUGGUAGAGAAACGACUCCUGGCCUCGGAGGAGCAGGAGGAUGGGCAGGCACCCCCGAGUCACGGCGCUCCCCUGUUGGACCCAAGUCCUUCUGAGUCUGCAGCUGGCCAAUAUGCCCAGAGGCGUGACCAUGGCCCCCAGCUGGGGGUCAAUGACAAAGCCUACCCACCAGAGACUGACUUCAAGGACUGUCAAAGGCACAUUCGAGGAGAUGUCAAGGUGUCCAGGACCAAGGAGUUUGCUGUCUCUUCAGGACGUCAGGAGUACCCACCACUCAGGGGUCAAGGGGUCCCCUCUCCUCCCCAGGGUCACGGGCAGGCUUACUCUGGACUGGGACCCAGGGACGCCUCCAUUCCCAGAGAGACCUCUCUUCUUGCUGAGACUCUGGGGCCAGAGGGCAGGUCCAGUGCGGAUGAGGAGGACCUCCCCAGCCUGGCCUUCCUCUGGGCCUCUCCUAGGAGCCUGCUGCCCUGUCAGCUCUCUCUGAGUCCUGUCCCUGCCUCGGGCCCUGUGCGCCCUGGAGGUCGGGGGCCCCGGGGAGCUGCCCAGUCCCAGUUCUGUCAGACACUAGGGCUCACGCGAGCUUCACCUCCAGCUUCCAAGCCCGGGAAGCGCGCUCUGGCUGGAAGCCCAGCCCGUGCUGAGAAGACCCCCCUGCCAGGGGCCUACCUCGGGGUCUGCGGGAGGCCAACAGUGGCUUUGGGGCUGGUUGGCCCCUCACAGCCUCAAAAGAGAAAGUGUGACGAGUCUGUCACAGGGAGCUGGAGGAAGCGGCACUGCAGCCAGUAUGGAGCAGUGGGGAGUCCCUCCCUCUGCCAGCCCGUGGAGGAUCCCAGACUAGAUGUGACCUGGCUGUCCCCCAGAGGAGUCAAGGGCUCCUUCUCAUCCCAGGGCUGA